Molecule: messenger RNA, 1572 nt
Organism: Penicillium canescens
Lineage: Eukaryota; Fungi; Ascomycota; Eurotiomycetes; Eurotiales; Aspergillaceae
Exons: 2
Coding region: 1-1572 (523 amino acids)
Biological process (GO): polysaccharide catabolic process
Molecular function (GO): chondroitin hydrolase activity
Source: RefSeq, a predicted model, not a curated record
AUGAUUUCCGAUACCCCCUCGACCUCUGAGGAUUCCAGAGCCGGUUCAGAGGACAGAAUGUCCCAAUCUCCUGGGACUGAUACAACUGCCCCAGAUUCCCAGCCAACAGACAUGAUGCCGUUGGAGUCGGUCCCGGCAGACGAGUGGCGCAAAAUGCAGCAGAUACUGCUCGAGCUGUUUUCCGAAAACAUCAUAGCCAAAGUGCUACGGGUGGCAGUGGAGGCGCUAGAAAACAAUGAUCCCCCGACAGUCUAUCCUGAAUUUGUGCCGCAGCAUGGCGACCGAGUAGGAAAGUACUUCCUACGGGAUGCCGACUUUUGGACAUGCGGUUUCUUUCCGGGAAUUCUUUACCUGCUGAGAGAACGGGCAGCGAGGUAUCCUCAAGUCUUCCCAUACCUUGACUAUGAAGGCACAACAGUGUCAAGCUCGUCCCUGCGACACCAACUAGCCGAGCUCUGCCGCACGUGGACUGGCCCAGUCAAAGCGAUGAUGUCGCGCACAGAUACCCAUGAUAUGGGCUUCAUCAUUCAGCCCUCACUUCGGAAAGAUUGGGAGCUGUCCAGCAAUGAGGACAGCCUGCAUGCUGUUCUGGCUGCUGCUCGCAGCCUAGCUAGUCGGUACGUACCCAAGGCCGGGGUCAUCCGCAGCUGGGAUGUCCUGCGACAAGCAGACGUUUCCAUUACAAGCAUGACGGAUGAUUGCUUGGUUAUCAUCGACAGCAUGAUGAACCUGGACUUGCUAUAUUACGCCUCGAAGCAUCUCGCAGACUCCAGCCUCGCGGACAUUGCAACCACACACGCGCGGACUCUCCUAAAAUCGCUUCUGAGACCAGAGCCUACUCCUGCUGGCAGCAAUAAGCGUCACAAGUACCCAUUAUAUUCCACUUGCCAUGUUGUCAACUUCGAUCCCCAUACCGGGGGCAUUAAGCAGCACCGCACAGCCCAGGGAUACAGAGUCGACUCGACUUGGGCGCGCGGCCAGGCAUGGGGAAUUUUUGGCUAUGCCCAAACAUAUAACUGGACCAAGGAUGAAGAGUUUCUUGCUGCAGCAUGUGGUCUGGCUGACUAUUUCCUGUGGAGACUUGAGACUGCACCCCUCUGCGUAGAGCAGCCCACCGCCAGUGAUGGGCUCGAUUGCCAGAGAACGAUGGGUCGGUACGUGCCAUUGUGGGACUUUGAUGCCCCAGUCGAGGAUGAAAGCAAGCCUUUACGAGACUCUUCUGCUGGCGUGAUUGCUGCCAACGGUAUGCUACUUCUUUCGCAGUCACUGGCGACGCUCGGGGACGCAACCCUAGCAGAGCAAUACCAGCUCGCCGCGAGGAGGAUAGUGUCCGAUACAUUAGAGCUAUCUCUUUCAAGGGAGCGAGCACAGUUGGUUGGAGAUGCACAACAGGGAAACACUAUUACCGUCGAAGACGUGGUGCCUGGACAACGAUUUGACUCCAUUUUGAAGAAUGCAACGGCCAAUCACAAUUCCCAGGAUCAUGAUCGUUAUAGUGAUCACGGACUGGUGUAUGCGGACUAUUAUAUCUUAGAAUUUGGGAAUCAGUUGCUGAGAAUGGGCCUAGCAUAG